UCACCAAAGAAAGUAGGUGAUGAUAUUGCAAAAGCUACUUCUGAUUGGAAAGGCUUGAAAAUUACUGUAAAAUUGGUUAUUCAGAAUAGACAAGCUCAAAUUGAAGUUGUCCCAAGUGCAGCAUCCUUACUGAUACGAGCUCUAAAAGAACCACCAAGAGAUAGAAAAAAGGUAAAACAUGUGAAACAUAAUGGCAAUAUUACCUUUGAAGAUAUAGUUACUAUUGCAAGGACAAUGCGCCCUCGUUCAAUGGCUAGGAAGUUGUCUGGAACAGUAAAAGAAAUUCUUGGAACAAGUCAAUCUGUAGGAUGUACAAUUGAUGGUUGUCAUCCUCAAGAUCUAAUUAAACAGAUUGAUAGUGGAGAACUGGAAGUUCCAGAGGAAUGAAAUUCGGAAAAUAAAAUGCUGAUUUAAAUUUGGA
Molecule: messenger RNA, 421 nt
Organism: Stegodyphus dumicola
Lineage: Eukaryota; Metazoa; Arthropoda; Arachnida; Araneae; Eresidae
Gene: RpL12
Product: ribosomal protein L12
Biological process (GO): translation
Cellular component (GO): cytosolic large ribosomal subunit; ribosome
Molecular function (GO): large ribosomal subunit rRNA binding; structural constituent of ribosome
Source: RefSeq, a predicted model, not a curated record